Messenger RNA from Cajanus cajan (pigeon pea), 1982 nucleotides. RefSeq names its product cytochrome P450 77A3. Gene Ontology annotation, molecular function: iron ion binding; oxidoreductase activity, acting on paired donors, with incorporation or reduction of molecular oxygen; monooxygenase activity. The record is from RefSeq and is a predicted model, not a curated record. Lineage: Eukaryota; Viridiplantae; Streptophyta; Magnoliopsida; Fabales; Fabaceae.
ACACAAUGCAGCAUAGCCAAAAGGCAGUACUUACUAACACAAUUACACCACCACAACCACCCUUUGAAAGUGCUUUAAUUAACCUCACCUACAAUUUCACACUCCCUUCCAUUUUUAUACCCUCUGUGCACCCUCUUUACUUAACUUAAUAGUAACCAUCAAUCUCUUCCAACAAUCCUCCAAAAAUGGCCACUCUUACCUCCAACGACCACCUCAUCUUCACUGCUCUAGCAAUCUUCAUAUCAGCCCUAAUUUUCUUCCUCACUCAGAAAACUAAGUCCAAAAAGUGCAACCUCCCUCCAGGGCCCCCCGGGUGGCCUAUUGUUGGGAACCUCUUCCAAGUAGCUCGCUCUGGCAAGCCUUUCUUUGAGUUUGUCAACGAUGUGAGGCUCAAAUAUGGUUCAAUCUUCACCCUCAAGAUGGGGACAAGGACCAUGAUCAUCCUCACCGAUGCAAAGCUGGUCCAUGAAGCUAUGAUCCAAAAGGGUGCUACUUAUGCCACAAGGCCUCCUGAGAACCCCACAAGGACCAUCUUCAGUGAGAACAAGUUCACUGUGAAUGCUGCACUGUACGGCCCCGUGUGGAAGUCUCUCAGGAGGAACAUGGUGCAGAACAUGCUGAGCUCCACCAGGCUGAAGGAGUUUCGCAGUGUUAGGGACAACGCUAUGGACAGGCUCAUCAAGAGGCUUAGAGACGAGGCUGAGAAGAAUAACGGAGCGGUUUGGGUGCUCAAAGAUGCCAGGUUUGCUGUGUUUUGCAUACUUGUGGCCAUGUGUUUUGGUCUUGAGAUGGAUGAGGAAACUGUUGAGAGGAUAGAUCAGGUUAUGAAGAAUGUUCUCAUCACUUUGGAUCCCAGAAUUGAUGACUAUCUUCCAAUUCUAAGUCCAUUUUUCUCAAAGCAAAGAAAGAGAGCCUUGGAGGUUCGUAGAGAACAGGUUGAGUUUCUAGCCCCUAUCAUUGAGCAAAGAAGGAGGGCUAUCCAAAACCCUGGCUCAGACCACACAGCCACAACAUUCUCCUACCUGGACACACUCUUUGACCUCAAAGUUGAAGGAAAAAAAUCAGCACCUUCUGAUGCUGAAUUGGUCUCCCUAUGCUCAGAGUUUCUCAAUGGUGGAACCGACACAACAGCAACCGCGGUUGAGUGGGGGAUUGCACAGCUCAUAGACAACCCUCACAUUCAGAAAAAGCUGUAUGAAGAAAUCAAGAGGACAGUGGGAGAGAAGAAAGUGGAUGAAAAGGACGUUGAGAAAAUGCCUUACCUGCAUGCUGUGGUGAAGGAGCUUUUGAGGAAGCACCCUCCAACACACUUUGUGCUCACACAUGCUGUGACUGAGCCUACCAGUUUGGGAGGGUAUGACAUACCAGUUGAUGCAAAUGUUGAGGUGUACACUCCAGCAAUUGGUGAGGAUCCAAAGUAUUGGUCCAACCCUGAGAAGUUUGACCCUGACAGGUUCAUCUCUGGGGGAGAGGAAGCAGACAUAACUGGGGUGAGAGGAGUGAAGAUGAUUCCAUUUGGAGUUGGGAGAAGGAUUUGCCCUGGCUUGGCUAUGGCCACAGUGCACAUUCACCUCAUGAUGGCUAGGAUGGUGCAGGAGUUUGAGUGGGGUGCUUACCCUCCAGACAAGAAGCUUGAUUUCACUGGCAAGUGGGAAUUUACUGUGGUCAUGAAGGAGUCUCUUAGAGCAACCAUCAAGCCAAGAGGAGAGAAACUGCUAUAAUUGUAAAAUUUUGCUGCUUCAUGCUUUUUAAUACAGACAAUAAUUUAAUAUUAAUUAUGAUAUAUAUACAGCUUCAUCAUCAUCACCACCAGCAUGUUUGAGGUUGAUUUGCACACAACUGCAAGUUUCAUCUCAUCAUUGUGGUCUUAAUUGGUCUGGUUUAAUUUGUUGGAGAAAUUUGUUCUGCAGUUGUCACAAAAGUGGAUUUUAUUAUUGGAUUUUUACUGUCAACUUAUUAUGUGAACAUCCUUUUUGAAGAAA